Messenger RNA from Sphenostylis stenocarpa, 1548 nucleotides. The record is from the annotation of a GenBank genome assembly. NCBI's taxonomy places the organism in Eukaryota, Viridiplantae, Streptophyta, Magnoliopsida, Fabales, Fabaceae.
AUGGGUGAGUAUUCUGGUAGUAGAGGUGUGAAUGGGGUGGUAGUCCCUAGAAAGAGGAUGAGCCAUGCAUUUAGAGAUACCGCUAAUACUAGAGAACGAACAGGUCAAAUUUGCAGCAAAUUGGGUUGCAGUAGUAGAGCUAAUAUUCCCGAAGUUGCCCAAGUCAGAUCUUCUGAAAAAGGUAAAUCUUUGAGGCCUUCAUUCCAGUCCUCUUCAAGUAGAAAGGAAACAAUUGGAAGUUUCCCUAGAUCUACUAGUAACCCAGCAAAACGAAUAAUGGAACCUCGGAAAAAAUUAUCCUCUCAGUUUGAGAUAGAUUCAUCUGAAACUAGUAGUGUACAGGAUGAACCAGAAUUGCCCGAGCUUAUCUCUUCUUCAGUAGCAAUUCUGAGAGGGCCUAAAUCCAGAGGGGGGAGUUCAGAGUCUAGUAAUGUGAGGCUGAUGGAAGUAGGAAGCUCCAGUGCAUUAUCAAAUACAAGAUCUCAAAGUAAUUUGAACCAAAGACCUGGAUUGCGUGGACAAGAAACUAAAAGCACUGGUUCAGUGAGACAUGCUGUUGCAAGCAAGUAUGGAGUGAGGAACAUCAGAUGCAACAGUAUAUCUGAUGUCAUCCCGGCUGCAUCAAAAGAUUCAAGCCUUAAUAGAAGGAAGGAUACAUCGAAAAAGAGAAACUGUGAAGGGGAAAGUAGUUCCACUGUUCGAGGGAAAAUUACCAUUGGGUCUUCACUGGAAGGACGGAAUUCUGCCUCCAGAAAUGGCAUAUCUAUAUCUGAUUCAAGAAGAUCAAGAAAUACACCUCACCGGAAUACCAGUAUGGCACCAGUAAGAACUCAAAGAUCAGUUAGUGGUCAUGUCAGGGGAAGGUUUUCUAGCCAAGGAAAGGAUAACCCUUUGGCAACCAGUGGUGAUGGCAUUUCAUAUCGGACAUCAGUGGACACUCCUUUAAGUUGCUCAAGCUCUUAUGAUACAUCAGGCAAUAGCAGUGAGCAGUUAUCUGGUGUCACACCUCUCUCUCCUGCAGAAGAGGACAUUACUCAUUCUCCAAUAAAUCGGUAUAGCUUUCGACAUAUAAAUAUGGGCAGUAUUGAAGAGGUAUUAUUGGCACUUGAGAGGUUUGAACAAGAUGCAGAUCUAACCCAUGAGCAAAUUCUUUUGUUCGAGACUGACAUUUUCAAUAAUGGAUUGAAUUUUUAUGAUCAUCACAGAGACAUGCGGUUGGAUAUUGAUGACAUGUCCUAUGAGGAACUCUUAGCUCUUGAAGAGAGGAUGGGAACUGUGAGCACAGCUCUAUCGGAGGAAGCACUUGCAGAAUCUCUUCAAAGAAGUAUAUAUCAGUCUGAACCUACAAAUGAUACAGUUGAGGUUACGGAUGACAUCAAAUGCUGCAUUUGCCAGGAGGAAUAUGUUAUUGGAGAUGAAAUUGGGGAUCUGCCGUGCAAGCAUAGAUUUCAUGUGACUUGCAUACAGCAGUGGCUGGGGCUGAAGAACUGGUGCCCUGUUUGUAAAUUAUCUGCGGCACUGUCGAAUAAUUCAUCUUCACCUCAUUGA